AUGAAUGAGGAUGAGUUGGCAGAGCUUCUAAGCAGUUCGGAAACGAACCCCAGUUCUUUCCCGCACACCCCCCGCCGACAAGCAGCCUCGCCCGAAGCGGUCGGAUCCCCGGAUAAUGGGGCCCUCCACACGCAGGAGUCUCCCCUGAGCCAUUAUUCCACGCUCAACGACACCACCGCGCUAGUUCAUACCCAGCAGCAGCGCAUUUUAUCCACGCUCGACGAUGACUCCUUGCUGCAGCUCGUCAACUCCUUCCACAGACCCGUGGAAAGACAGCCCAUACUCGGAGACGAACCGGACAGUGGUGUUGGGUGGGCUGGCGGCGCGGACCCCGCACUCUCCACUGCAAGCAGUCCCCAGAGCCCCGAAGACGCGGACAGCGGUCCAGCGGUCUCCCCUCCUCCCAACACCGACUACGCCAGCUACGGUGAAUACUUUGCCCACAAGAAAAAUCAACAGCAACAUCGCGACGCCUACGUCAAGCGGCUGUACCAAGACACCCUCAACAAUGGCCAAGAGUUCUCCCCCAUCUUCAAGGACUGCAUCAUCUACGUCAACGGGCGUACCGAUCCAGAUCGCCUCCAACUGCACCAAAAAAUCAUUUUGCAUGGCGGACAGUUUAUGCAUUUUCUCUCGGGAAAGACCAGUGUGACCCACAUUGUAGCCAGCAAUCUGACUUCGAAGAAAAAAUUGGAAUUCGCCAAGUACAAAGUCGUCACCCCAGCUUGGAUCGUGGACUCAAUAGCUGCGGAUAAAAGGCUACCCUGGCAAAAGUACGCUUUGAUCACAGGCGAUGAGGCACAGCCAAAAUUGACCCUCAAUAACGGCAACCCUCAGAGAAAAGACUCGCCGCCUUCAGACUCUGCUGCGACUUUCACUCUUGAUUGCAAACAUCCCAGUUUUCUGGAAAGCUUCUUUGCCAAGUCAAGGCUCCACCACCUUUCAACCUGGAAAGCAGACCUGCGUGCUCACUUUUCCGACAAGUUCGUUGAGCACGGCAAAUUGCAACGAGUCUCCGAAGAUGACAACGUCGCCAUUUUCCAUGUAGAUUUUGAUUGUUUUUUCGCCACGGUGUCAGCACUCAGCAACAACUGCUACAAUCUCCAUAAAGACGCUCUUGCUGUUGCACAUGGUACCAGUACCUCGGAAAUUGCAAGCUGUAAUUAUGUAGCGCGCAGUUUUGGCGUCAAAAACGGAAUGUGGGUCAGAUCUGCCCGCAGGCUUUGUCCACAGCUUAUCUGUAUCCCGUACAAUUUUGAACAGUACGAAAUUAAUUCUAAACUGUUGUAUCAAAUACUGGACGAAACAAGCUCAUUUGAUAUGAUCUUGCCCCUUUCAAUUGACGAAGCAAUUUGCGUCAAGAAAUUGCACAGCUCUCCGCACUUUGAUGAGGUGCAGACUGAAUGUGAACAAAUUGCUUCAAGUAUUAGGCAACGGGUACUUGAGGUUACGGGCGGUUGCACGGUUAGUAUAGGAUGUGGCGCGUCGUUAGUGUGUGCCAGGCUUGCUUUGAAAAGUGCCAAGCCUGAUGGCCAAUGUAUUGUGAUGAAUAUGACGGAUCAAUCGCAAAUUGAUGACUUUUUAUCUGGCGUUCAUCUCAAAGACCUUCCAGGCAUCGGAGCCUCCAUUGUGGAUAAAGUUGUUCGUCAAAUUUUGCCCGAAUAUGUGAAAGUUCCCACGAUAGGCGAACUAAAGACACAUUCAUCCCUUCAACUUUUGACCUCAAAGCUGGGCGUGAGGACGGGACGAAAGGUGCAUCUGUUUUUAUCGGGCAAGGACGAUGAGGAAAGCUGCCGAAUUUUGAGAAAUCCUAUUGACUUUUUCGCACGAAAGUCUAUAUCCGUGGACAUCAAUUAUGCAAUCAGGUUCGAUACAAUCCAUGAAAUUGACGACUUUAUCUCUCGCGUCUGUGAUCAUUUAUGCUCCAAAAUUAUGGAUUUAGGGUUAGUGACCCCUCAGGUUACCUUAAAGAUAUUAAGGCGGUGUGCACACGCACCUAUUGAGCCAGCGAAAUAUCUAGGAUGCGGCGAAUGUGAUAGCUUCAGUAGAAGCAGCAGGUUCGGUUUACCUACAGAUCAAGUGGGUCUAAUUGCCACGGAAAUUAAAAGUUCCUUUCGAAUGUUGGCUUGUCCUCCUGCGGAUUUGAGAGGUUUGGCCAUUCAACUUAAUCAAUUGGAGAAGAAGGCGAUCCAAAUAAAUCAACAAAGGCUCCCGUUUGGGGGGCUGUCUACCAUUCCGAAGCCCGUUCUAAAGCCCGAUUCUUUCAAUUCCUUACCGCCAAUAUUGAAAGAAGAUGUCCGAGCUGAACUCAGUAAAAGACGGAUCGAAGUGCCGCAAUCACCGGCAGGAAAAAGAAAAAUCUCUUCACCUGUCAAGGAAUACUGGGACAGGUUUCAUGGUAAACAACAGGGUACAGGUGAACAAAAAUUACCAAGCAGCCUGGAUGAGGAUUUUAUGAGCCACCUUCCUUCGCAGAUUCAACGGGAAAUUAGGCGAGACCAUGCGAUUGUUAAAAAAACACGUAGCUCGGUUCGGAAGAACCUUGUUCAUAAAGAAGAGAUCGUUGAGACGCGCAAACCUUGGCUCGAAACUAGAUCUACCUUGAACGAAAUCGAUACCUUUCAGACAUUAACGCGCCCGCGUGAAGUUUGUACCCUGAUAGGCGCUUGGAUAGACCAGACGGUUAGCAUUGGCCCUCACAAAGAUGAUUUAGACCUUUUCGACAACUACCUAAAAAAGCUGGCGAGCAAGAACCGCACUCAUCAAGUUCUACUAAUUGCUAAACUCAUGUCAUCUAGGCUAGAAUAUCAUUCCACAUUCGCCCCGUCAAAUCAGCGUGGCCGUCAGGAAUGGGAAGAAUAUUUAUUGAGGCGCAUGACUGCCAUCUUAAAUUCGAGCACCAAGUACCCCAGGGUUUUCGAUAUAUAA
Lachancea dasiensis is the source of this 2928-nucleotide messenger RNA. The record is from the annotation of a GenBank genome assembly. Lineage: Eukaryota; Fungi; Ascomycota; Saccharomycetes; Saccharomycetales; Saccharomycetaceae.